UAAAUCUCUCACCCAGAAGAGAAGAUCAGUAGUAAUCAAUCAUUUAAUUAAGCUCAUAUAUAUAUAUAUAUAGCCAGCCAUGGCGUACAUUAAUACUAUUGCCGACUUCUUGGCCACACUGUCCUUGGUUUCUCUACUAGCCUGCAGCCACGGCAGCGCCCAGCUUUCGCCAACUUUCUAUUCCAGCACUUGCCCUAAUCUCCAGACCCUCGUGCGAGACGCCAUGCGCCAAGCUGUUAACAAGGAGGCUCGAAUGGCCGCCUCCAUCCUUCGCCUCUUCUUCCACGAUUGCUUCGUCCAGGGCUGCGAUGCGUCGAUUCUGCUGGACGACACGGCGACUUUCACCGGCGAGAAAAACGCUAACCCGAACAGGAACUCGGCGAGAGGGUUUGAAGUGAUCGACACCAUUAAAACUCGGGUGGAAGCUGCCUGCAAUAAUACCGUGUCCUGCGCAGAUAUCCUUGCUCUCGCUGCUCGAGAUGGGGUUGUGUUGCUGGGAGGGGCAACAUGGACAGUGCCACUAGGCAGAAGAGACGCAAGAACCGCCAGCCAAAGCGCAGCCAACACCCAAAUCCCUUCCCCAUUUGCCAGCCUCUCAACCCUAAUCUCAAUGUUCUCCGCCAAAGGCCUCUCCGCCCGGGACAUGACGGCGCUCUCCGGCGGCCACACCAUCGGCCAAGCUCGCUGCUCCACCUUCCGAACCCGAAUAUACAACGAAACCAACAUCGAUCCUAACUUUGCAGCCACCCGGCGGCCCAACUGCCCGGCCUCCGGCGGCGACACCAACUUGGCCCCGCUCGACAUCCAAACCCCGGCCCGGUUCGGCAACGACUACUUCCAAAACCUGGUGGCUCGGCGGGGGUUGCUCCACUCGGACCAAGAGCUCUUCAACGGCGGAUCACAAGAUGCGCUUGUGAGGACUUACAGUGGGAAUAAUGCAGCUUUUUCCAGUGAUUUUGCAGCUGCGAUGGUGAGAAUGGGCAACAUCAGUCCCCUUACGGGAACUAAGGGAGAGAUUAGGAAGAACUGUAGGGUGGUCAAUUAACUGGUUUAAUUUGGCUAAGGCUUUAGAGAACUCGGAGAGUUCUUAUGGGGUUGUAACAAGCUUUUUUCUUUGUUUUUGUAAUUUUAUUUUCUAUGUAAGGUUCUUGGGUUGACUUUUUU
Molecule: messenger RNA, 1164 nt
Organism: Diospyros lotus (date-plum)
Lineage: Eukaryota; Viridiplantae; Streptophyta; Magnoliopsida; Ericales; Ebenaceae
Product: peroxidase P7-like
Exons: 3
Coding region: 80-1045 (321 amino acids)
Biological process (GO): response to oxidative stress; hydrogen peroxide catabolic process
Molecular function (GO): heme binding; peroxidase activity
Source: RefSeq, a predicted model, not a curated record